ACUCUGCUAACUAGCUUGUCUCCAACAUCGUACCACGAGCCGCUGUCCCCUGCCCCACCACAACUAUUCCACCGCCCAUUAUGGCUCCUAAGACCCCGUCCAAGCCUCGCCAGGGCAAGGUGAGUGUCGUGGUGCUUUUUGCUAAUUGCGAUUUCGCUAAGACCCCCACGUAGCGUCCCCUAUCUAGGUCUCCCUCUGUUGCACGCCUGUCUAAGAGGCCAAUUAGGCCUAAUAAUAUUGUUAUGGACAAAGAAGAGGUUAACACAAUGCUUGUCUCUAAUAACAAGGACAACAUUAAGGAAGUCUCUAAUAAGGCUAAGCAGUCUCCCUAUACUGCGCGUGCCCUUAGGUUUACCAACCUAGAGGUUUGCACUGGCUGCGCUUUAGAGGGUUUUGCCUGCACGUUCUCUAGGGAUGCUUACAAGAGGGGCGCUAAGGUUCGCAAGUCUGCUUGCGACGUAUGUGCUCAGAAGCAGACUGCUUGCAUUAAGCUGCCCUGCAAGACCUUUAGUACUUUAGUAAAGUACAAGGUAGCUUCUUGUGUCUCUAAGAAGCCGUUGCACCUCCUCAAGUACUCUGCGCCUGUCAGGCUAGCGCUAGAGAAGCGCAUGAACCUCCCCAAGCACGCCAAGUUAGACUCUUACCCUCGUUCUAGUUAUAGUGGCGUCGCUGGUUACAACCUUAAGUGGUCUAACUAUAAGGAGGAGAUCAACGCUAUACUCGCCUGUCCUUACCUAGAGGUUAAGUUUACUAAGCGUACCACUCUAGCUUGUGAGGAGAUCCUUUAACAGCAGAAGCAGAUUAUAAGUGUUUCCCUAGGCUUUGUUCCUUCGUGCUUAUAGUUCUGCAGCUUCUGUAUCUGUUGUCUCUUUAUGCGCACGUUCUUGACCUCAGAGCGUCCUUCCGCGAGCGUGUUGGCAUGGCGGC
Didymella exigua CBS 183.55 is the source of this 927-nucleotide messenger RNA. RefSeq lists its product as uncharacterized. The transcript has 2 exons. Bases 243 to 788 code for a protein of 181 amino acids. The record is from RefSeq and is a predicted model, not a curated record. Lineage: Eukaryota; Fungi; Ascomycota; Dothideomycetes; Pleosporales; Didymellaceae.